Messenger RNA from Daucus carota subsp. sativus, 813 nucleotides. RefSeq names its product probable CCR4-associated factor 1 homolog 6. The coding region runs from base 1 to 813 and encodes 270 amino acids. Gene Ontology annotation, cellular component: CCR4-NOT complex; P-body; CCR4-NOT core complex. The record is from RefSeq and is a predicted model, not a curated record. Gene Ontology annotation, molecular function: nucleic acid binding; poly(A)-specific ribonuclease activity. NCBI's taxonomy places the organism in Eukaryota, Viridiplantae, Streptophyta, Magnoliopsida, Apiales, Apiaceae. The transcript has a single exon.
AUGGCGUCUUCUUCCUCUUCCAGCAUGAAUCUAAAAAUUGUUAAUGUGUGGGAUGAUAGUUUUCAAAUACAUUUCGAUAAUUUUAUAUCUACUAUUAGAAACUACAAUGUAAUUGUCGUAGACACGGAAUUUGCUGGAAUACUAGAGAAGAUUCGCUACAAGAAAAAAGAUGAUGUAUACGCUCAAAUGAAGAGGAAUAUCAAUGAAACGAAAUGCAUCCAAGUGGGUUUUGAUGAUUCCAUGCCUCGUUACAGGAAAAGAAUUCCGUGUAUAUGGAAUUUCAAUUUACAGUUCGACAUGGAAACCGACACCUAUUGCCCCGAUGCUAUGGAGUUACUCCAGACAAAUGAGAUGGUUCUAAGGAAGCAUGCGCGAGAUGGUAUAUCGGCUCACAAAUUAUGUGAGGCUAUGCUGAAUUCUGAGCUACUGUUGACCAGUGCCCUUAGCGUUUAUCCGAAAACUUGGUUGACCUACGGUUGGAAUUAUAAUCUGGGUCACUGCGUGAAGUUUUUUCAACCUACAAAUGUGCUACCCAAUAGUCGAUUGGUGUUCGAAGAUAUGGCCCGUAGCUAUUUUGGCGAAAGAUUUUUCGGUGUCAAAUUAAUGUCGGCGUACAUUGAUCUUGCUUAUGGUAAGAUGAAACUAGCUACUGUUGUUGCGCGUUUUAACGUUGAUAACGGUGGAGUUUCUCAUAAGCCUGUAGCUGAUGCACUAAUCACUUUGAAGCUCUAUCAAAUUCUGAAGAUCAAGGACGGGAAUGUUAAUUGUGUCAACAUGGUCACUGAUCUCUUUUACGGCGCAACAUACUCUUGA